Molecule: messenger RNA, 3255 nt
Organism: Knipowitschia caucasica
Lineage: Eukaryota; Metazoa; Chordata; Actinopteri; Gobiiformes; Gobiidae
Source: the annotation of a GenBank genome assembly
AUGGCUUUACAGUUAGUAUUGCUCGCGGGUUUGGUGCUAACAGGAUUGGCGUUGAAAUACGAAGGGGGUCCUGGACAGUGGACACGCUAUGCCCAGUGGGAUGCUAAAACAACAGGGGAGCUGAGUUUCAUCCUUAAAACGAAUAUUAGCAAGGCGCUGGUGUUGUAUCUGGAUGAUGGCGGUAAUUGCGACUUCCUGGAGCUCCUGAUCGUGGACGGAAGGCUUCAGUUACGCUUCACCAUUCACUGUGCCGAGCCCGCCUUCAUCCACACAGAAACAUUUGUCAGUGACCAGCGCUGGCAUCGCGUCCUGCUGUCCCGCGACCACAGAGAAACCAGGCUACAAGUGGACAACGAGCUGAAGGCGGCGGAGGUCAAGUCCAAGAGGAAGGAGAUGGUGGUGGAAAGUGACCUGUACGUGGGCGGCAUCUCUCCUGACGUGCGCCUCUCCGCUCUCACGUCCAGCACGGUCAAAUACGAGCCCAGUUUCCAGGGAUUCAUCGCUAACCUGAAGCUGGGGGAGGCCCUGCCCGUACUGAUGGAUGGCCAGGGGGUGAACAGUGAUCUGGACUAUCUCUGUGAAGAACACUCGCCUUGCACUAACAUGGGACAAUGCUCCGUCAGCCAGGGAGUGGUGCUGUGUGACUGUAUCAACACCAGCUUCAGGGGGAGGUACUGCCAAGAAGGUAUCCAGAGGGAAGUGGAAGGUCAGGAGGAGUCUGUGGGCACCUUUAAAGGAAAUGAGUUCUUCAGCUACAAUCUCUCCCAGACGCCCAUUCAGAGCAGCCUGGACGAGAUCACGCUGUCUUUCCGCACGCAGCAGAGAAACGGCCUCCUGCUCCACACGGGGAAAUCCGCCGACUACGUUAACCUUUCCCUCAGAAACGGGGCGCUCUGGCUGGUCAUCAACCUGGGCUCCGGUGCUUUCGAGGCUCUGGUCGAACCCACCAGCGGCAGAUUCAAUGACGAUGCGUGGCACGACGUGAGAGUAACGAGGAAUCUUCGACAGGUGACAAUCCUGGUCGAUGGGAUCCUGACCACCACAGGCUACACCCAGGAGGACUACACCAUGCUGGGAUCCGACGACCUCUUCUACAUCGGGGGCAGUCUGAACACGGCGGACCUGCCUGGGUCUCCUGUCAGCAACAACUUCAUGGGCUGCCUCAAAGAUGUGGUCUACAAGAAUAAUGAGUUUAGGCUGGAGCUGUCACGCCUGGCCGAGCUGCAGGACCCACGGAUCAGUAUCCAUGGUGAUCUGAAGUUCAGCUGUGAAAGUGUCGAGGCUCUUGAACCAGUCACCUUUGACCGACCCAACUCCUACCUCGCACUGCCUAAGUGGAACACAAAGAGAACCGGAGCCAUCUCCCUGGACUUCCGCACCAGCGAGCCCAGCGGCCUCCUCCUCUUCGGCCACGGCAGUCUGAACGGGAACCAGAAACCACGAGUGGACUUCUUUGCACUGGAAUUGUUGAACGGUCUCCUCUACAUGGUGAUGGACAUGGGCUCAGGCAGCGUCAAAAUAAAAGCCACAGAAAAACGGAUGGAUGAUGGCAAGUGGCACCAUGUGGACUUCCAGAGGAACGGACGAAAUGGCUUUAUCUCGGUCAACAGCCAGAGCGUGCCCUUCUCUGCCAACGAAGGAAGUGAGAUUUUGGACUUGGACGGAGACAUGUAUCUGGGGGGUCUGCCUGAAGACCGCCAUGGCAUCAUGCUGCCCCCGGAGGUGUGGUCGGCUACUCUGAGCCUGGGCUACGUGGGCUGUGUUCGGGACCUCUUUAUUGAUGGACAGAGUCGUAAUUUGUGGCGUCUGGCGGAGGUGCAGAGCGCUGCAGGUGUGAGCAGCCUCUGCACCAAAGAGACGCACGUGAGGUGCCACCGAGACACAUGCGCCAACGGGGGGCAAUGUCGAGAAGGCUGGAACCGGCACAUCUGUGACUGCAACGGCACGGGCUACACAGGCCCCAACUGUGAGACCGAGGCCACCGCGGUGAGCUACGACGGCAGCAUGUACCUGAAGGUCCUGUUGCCCCGCACGCUGCACACGGAGGCUGAAGACGUGUCCCUCCGCUUCAUGUCCCAGAGGGCCUACGGGCUGCUGCUGGCCACCACCUCCCAGCAGUCGGCCGACACCAUGCGCUUGGAGCUGGACGGAGGGAGGGUGAAGCUCACUGUGAACCUGGAUUGUAUCAGGAUAGACUGUAACCUCAGUAAGGGACCGGAGAUUCUGCUGGUUGGAGAGAAGCUCAAUGACAAUGAGUGGCACACAGUGAAGGUGGUGCGACGAGGGAAGAAUCUACAGCUGUCUGUGGAUAAUGUGACUGUGGAAGGUCUCAUGACUGGCGCCCACACUCGUCUGGAGUUUAACAACAUAGAGACAGGCAUCAUGACCGAGAGGCGCUUCAUCUCCGUCAUGCCGUCCAACUUCAUCGGCCACCUGCAAGCGCUUUCCUUCAACGGCAUGCAGUAUUUGGAUCAGUGCAAGAACGGAGACAUUUCCUACUGUGAACUUAACGCGCGCUUUGGAAUGAGGCACAUUGUGGCCAACCCAGUCACUUUUCUCACUCAAGCCAGUUACCUGGCCUUUUCCACUUUACAGGCCUAUGCAUCCAUGCACCUGUUCUUUCAGUUCAAAACCACUAGUCCUGAUGGCCUCGUCCUGUACAACUCUGGAGAUGGCAGCGACUUCAUUGUGGUGGAGCUAGUCAAAGGCUAUAUUCACUAUGUUUUCGACUUGGGGAAUGGACCUUCCCUAAUGAAGGGGAACUCUGACAAGCCUCUCAAUGACAACCAGUGGCACAAUGUGGUGAUCUCCCGAGACGGCAACAAUGUGCACAUUCUCAAAAUAGACUCGCGCACCGUCACCCAGCAUGCCAAUGGAGCCCGCAACCUGGAUUUAAAAGGUGAGCUGUACAUUGGUGGCGUGGGUAAGAGCAUGUACAGCAGCCUGCCCAGGUUGAUUGCAUCUCGAGAGGGGUACAAGGGCUGUUUGGCGUCGGUGGAUCUGAACGGCCGGCUGCCUGACCUUCUGGCGGACGCCCUUCACAAAGUGGGCGAGGUGGAGCGCGGCUGUGGAGGUCCCAGCACGACCUGCACAGAGGACUCGUGCCAACACUCAGGGGUGUGUCUGCAGCUGUGGGAGGGCUUCUCCUGUGACUGCACCAUGACCACCUACGGAGGGCCCUUCUGCAACGACCGUGAGUACUUUCACCCUCAGGGGGCCGGGCGCAUCCACUUUGAAAAUCAUGUGAGAGAGUGA